Molecule: messenger RNA, 312 nt
Organism: Cryptomeria japonica (Japanese cedar)
Lineage: Eukaryota; Viridiplantae; Streptophyta; Pinopsida; Cupressales; Cupressaceae
Exons: 2
Coding region: 1-312 (103 amino acids)
Source: RefSeq, a predicted model, not a curated record
AUGGAGUAUCUUACUGCUGAUGGUCUUAUUUUGUUAAUAUAUGAGCAUCUUAAGGAUAAAGUUAAGGCUAAUAAGGAUGAUCCCUUUUUGGAGAAUGCCCAUAUUUCUGAGGAUUAUGAUAGUUAUGACUCUGAUGAGGAUUCUUCCAAUCUUCCCCCUAAAAAUAAAUCGAAAGUUAGUAAAAAAGAAGAAGAAGACAUUGAAGACAAGGUUGAUUCUGAGCAGGAGCAAGAGAAGGAGGUGGAAGAAGAGGCAAAGAAUGAGCAAGAGAAGGAGGUUGAGGGUGAGGAAGGAGACAAGGAUAAUGAUUAG